AUGAGCGACUUUGACGGAGCACCAACAGGAGCCACUGGUCCCUAUAUGACCUCGUUCGAGGACGACGAUGAAAUGUUCGCCGCCCUGGAUUGGCAUGUAGACCCCACGCUCUCCGAUUAUUGGGACCGGGUCACCAUCGACCAGCUCCUAAACAUGUCUGAUGAAAAGUUCUCACGGACAGUGAUGGAAUGGCAAAGGAUUACCCAAGCAAGCAAUCUGGAUAUCACCAGCAUUGACAUCGACAGUGAUUGUCGCGCGCUUCUCGAUAACUCACUCGAGUUCGGGGAGUUGACUGAGGCUCCGGGCGCAUCUGCCUCUGUACCGCUCGAGCCUAGUGUCCCCGUCACCAGCGCCCCGGAAACCACCAGUUCGAAGGGAAAGAAACCAUCUGCUGCUAUCAAGGCCGCUGCCUGGCGGAGGAGGAGAAAGGAGAAGGAUCCUAACUUUGCUGACAAAGGUGCAUCUUUCACUUCCUCUCUUCUUACGCCGCCGGCUCUUCAUAAUUGA
Cryptococcus amylolentus CBS 6039 is the source of this 507-nucleotide messenger RNA. RefSeq lists its product as hypothetical. The transcript is spliced from 4 exons. Bases 1 to 507 code for a protein of 168 amino acids. NCBI's taxonomy places the organism in Eukaryota, Fungi, Basidiomycota, Tremellomycetes, Tremellales, Cryptococcaceae. The record is from RefSeq and is a predicted model, not a curated record.